AGUUUGUGUUUGCUGCACUGCUGUUCCAGGUGUUACUGCGUUUGCGCCGAUCGAAUUUCUUAAACCCCUUAUUUCAUAUUUGAAAUCUUCAAUAUUUUCUACUAUUAAAAAUUUGUUCACAUAUUAAAGGAGAUAAUAUUUCGCUUGUUCACCAACCGAUUGAUUGAAUAUUGAUAAAAUGGCAGAAGCUGAAGAAAAAAUGGGAGAAACGAUAAGAAGUGAAACCGAAACUGUGGAAUCUUGCGAACACCUUGAAGAGGAAGAUGAAACAUUUUUCCAGGAUAUAGAACUCUUGUUAGACUGUGGAAUACUUCAAGAAGAUGUUAAACGAUUGAAAGAAGCUGGUAUCAACACUAUUAAGGCUGUCCAAAUGACUACACGUAAAAAAUUAUGUGAAAUCAAAGGUAUCCAUGAAGAAAAAAUAGACCGAAUUAAAGCAGCUUGUUGUAAAAUAGCUGCAAGCAAUAUAUUCAUAACUGGUUUGGAAGUAUCCGAUCAAAGAAAACAAGUGUUUAGAUUAUCUACUGGAAGUUGUAAUUUGGACCGAUUGUUAGGAGGAGGGAUCGAAUCUAUGUCCAUCACAGAAGCGUUUGGAGAGUUUAGGACAGGAAAAACUCAGUUGUCGCAUACAUUAUGUGUAACAGCUCAGAUGCCUGGUGCAAACGGCUAUCUUGGCGGAAAGGUCAUGUUCAUUGACACGGAACAUACUUUUCGGCCAGACAGGCUUCGUGCUAUUGCUGAUAGAUUCAAUUUGGAUCAAACAGCUGUUUUGGAGAAUAUUUUAUAUGCCAGAGCGUACAACUCUGAACAUCAGUUUGAACUGCUAGAGAGUGUUGCUGUGAAGUUCCAUGAAGAAGCAGGCAUUUUCAAACUCCUAAUCGUCGACUCCAUAAUGGCCUUGUUCAGAGUCGACUACUGCGGCCGCGGCGAAUUGGCUGAUCGUCAGCAAAAACUGGGUCAAAUGAUGUCCAAAUUACAGAAGAUCAGCGAAGAGUUCAACGUUGCCGUGUUCGUCACUAAUCAGAUAACCAGCAGUUUCAGCGGGAUUUUGUCCGAGGACCAGCUGUCUAAGCCUGUUGGAGGGAAUGUUUUGGCUCAUGCCUCAACCACCAGAUUGGCGCUGAGAAAAGCGGGCGUUGGGAACAAACGAAUAGCUAAAAUCUACGACAGCCCAGACCUGGAAGAAAGCGAAGCGACUUUUGUUAUCACAACCGGAGGCGUCGAUGACCCAAAAGAUUAGAGUUGUUUUGGUUUUAACAUAGUCUUUAAGUUCGUUGAUUCUUGAUUUUUAAUUAAUAUGCAUAUAUGUGUAAUGUGUAUAGAUUGUAAAAUAAUUAUUCAUGCAUUAAAG
This is a messenger RNA of Acanthoscelides obtectus, 1351 nucleotides long. NCBI's taxonomy places the organism in Eukaryota, Metazoa, Arthropoda, Insecta, Coleoptera, Chrysomelidae. The record is from the annotation of a GenBank genome assembly.